AUGGCUUCGUCUCCGACGAUCCCGCCUGUCGCCCCGGACCCCUUCGAUCUAGGGGUCCACACUCCCGCUAAUCUGAACCGAAGAGCCCGUGCAGCCCUCUUGCAGAACAGCCCCGCGGUCGUGAACAGCCCCAUUGGUGUUUCACCCAGACCUGGGCGGACGGCCCAGACACCGUCCUCGCCACUCAACGCCGCCACCACUGCUGCAGCUACGGAAGGAGCUGAGCGUGCCAAUCCCGCAUCGACCCCUGAACAGCAACCAAUCUCUAUUAUCGAAUCGGCCAAUGAUCUCGCGCGUAAACACGCGGAAGAGUACGACGCCAAACUAAUGGUCUUCCAGGCCUUCUGCGCCAAGCUUGAAGAAGCCAACAAGCAAUUCACCUCCGGACCGCAGCGACGUUUCGCUCAGAAGUUUGUCGACAGCGUCCUUGACGCCUGGAAACGAGAGCUUUCUAGCGAUGUACCAGCUUCUAAACCUACCUACAGCAGUGUCGCCGCCGCCUCGCUCCCCGCUGACCGCGCCCGCACAGCCCACCAGCAUCAUCAUCAUCAACAACAACAACAGCACCGACAAUCGGGCCCACCUCAUCGCCAAGAGCAACAAGCCACCAUCGCCGCCCCACCCCGACAGGACCUCCGCGUCUUCGUCCGUCUAGAAGCCGGAGCUCCGGCUAGGGACCAUAGCGGCUAUGCCAUCCGGACCCUGAUCAGGGAAAAACUCGGCACCGUCUCGGACAAGGUCCGACAGGUAUUCCAGGUCAGGUCGGGAUGGGCAGUCCUGACUGCCGACCAUGAAACACGCGAUUUUCUCGUAGAGAAGCAGGCCGAGUGGGCGGCUGAGCUGGGAGCUACGGCGGUAGAAACAAACAAGGAAUGGCAUACUUACGUGGUCUCAGACUUUCCCAGAAGACUGACCGACUUUCGCGGCAACGAGGUGGAUAGUGACAGCGUUGUCAGUGAUGAGAUAGAAAUCCAGACAGGGCUCAAGCCCGUUGAUAUACGUCCUGGAAGACAAUUCUCGGAUAACCCUUUGACCAAGACUCUCCUUGUCUCCUUCCUGAAGCCCACCAAGAAGAGGUUCUGGUCCCUCUUCGGGAGCCGGGCGGCCAGACUCGUAGACAAAAGCGACGUACCCAAGCAGUGCGAAACGUGCUGGGGCUACCACUUUACCCGCAAGUGCCAUAGACAGCCAGUCUGCCAACGCUGUGGCAAGACUGGCCACUCUGGAGACGACUGCGCUGCAUGGGAGCAGUGCGUCAAUUGCUUAGGCCCUCACGAUGCCAGCCUUCGUACGUGUCCAGCCCGGCCGAAGAAAGUGCGUGGCGUCCUCCGCCGGCUCAGCAAAGAACAACGGGAACACAUAGAGGGCCUGAGACGUACCGACAACGUCACUUGGAUUCACAACCAGAAUCCCACAUAG
Molecule: messenger RNA, 1419 nt
Organism: Fusarium proliferatum ET1
Lineage: Eukaryota; Fungi; Ascomycota; Sordariomycetes; Hypocreales; Nectriaceae
Exons: 1
Coding region: 1-1419 (472 amino acids)
Molecular function (GO): zinc ion binding; nucleic acid binding
Source: RefSeq, a predicted model, not a curated record